GUCAUCUCGUGGUGAUAAAUCAGAUUUGCCCUCUUUCUCGAAGUGAAUCAGUUGGACCUUCGCACCCUCGGUUCUAGUAGAUACGCACAAGUGGCAUCCUGAGCCUCCUUCAAGGGCCGCCUGGGUCACAAUUAGAAGGUCCCACCUUUCAAGCAAUACAUUUCUGGAGGUUGCGCGGCGCUCUGAAUGCGGCAGAAGGCAGUCCCAUCUACAACAGAGGAAGCCUGUGGGCGCUUUUAUUAUGUCAUGCUCCCUCAAGGAAUAGGUCACUGUGCAGGAGAAGGGUUUUAAUCGGUUCUCGACCACUUGGGUGCACAUGGGUCGCUCUGAUGUCAGCAGUUUUGGAUAAAUAAUCGCAUUACAGAAACUCACAUAAGCGUCAAAACGCGAGUUGUACAAAUGCUGAAGUGGUCUUUCAAUAUCUGUCUGUGUGAGUGGCUCGCCUGCAUGUUCGGCUGGGGUUGUUGUUUCGUCGUGCAGUUGAUUAACAGGUCAAUGCCUGCUCUGAUUCCGGACACACGAGUCAAAGUAACUGCGACUCCCAUAGGUCUCGGUCCUUGCGGAGUCUACACUCUCGGCGACCUGUGCUGGAGGCUCUUCCAUUAGUUUGUUCAGUAGCGCAGGUUCUGGGUUUUCCUGGUGUAUGCAGAUGGUUGCUGAUCCUUUACAUUGCGGACCCUUACGACAUGCGAGCUUUGAGGUUAUAUUCGGUUUGGGUGUGAUGCGACCUGCUCCAUCGUUGAGGGUUCAGUCAUAAUGUGAUGAACCGUCCUCAAGCUGUUGCGCUUGAAUGGAUUAAGAUCACUGGCGGCAUAUUAUUUGUAGACAUAAUGAGAACGAGUGCUUGAGGAACUGGCAGAUUCACAGAUACUUUGGGAAACAGUGCCAUGAUCAUGAUUGUACAGUUCCAGUUAUAGAAUCGAAGUGGGCACGUGGAGUCGUCAAUUCAGAAUGAUUGGUCUUAAGGGCCGGAAGGGCUAUAUAUUAUCGAAAUCAGUGCUAGGAAUACUUUUUGGGACUUUCGCCCUCUUCACGUUGCAACUGUACUCUUUGGGGGAUCCGAUCCAACCGAGCCUCUCAUUGAAGGAGCUCCCGCUGCAAAUACUAUCCAUCGAAGAAACGCUGCAGCCGUUUUUAUUGCAGCAAUCGGCGCUUGAACUUUUGGACACAGAAGAUCAUACUCUGCGUCGUGUUUCUGUUCAAGAGCCACGUCAACGUUUCGAAGGCUCAGACUCUUUACUUUGGAACGUGUCGUAUCCGACCCACGAAUGCAAGACGGAGUGGUUUCCGGAGAAUCAUUGGACUGAUCGGGAUUUGAGAGUGGACGGAGAUGUUGGUAAUGGGCAGCAGCUGUUUGGUACUGUAGCAGCGCAACAUGCAAUUUGGCAGCACCAGCAUCCUAGCACCUGCGUUGACAAAAAGUUCCUCGUGUACGAGGCCCUGGGGCCUGAGCAUGGCAUAGGGUCCAUUUUGCAUGCCAUGGGUGUAGCGUUGCAAGCUGCGCUUAACCUCGACAGGAUUCUAGUUUUGUACCCACAACCAGCAUUUGAAUGGACGAACGGUCUCUUCUGCCAGGGCACCAGUACCCUGGAUCAAUGCUAUUUUGAGCCACUGUCAAAUUGCACGGUGGCUGACGCAUUUGGAAAUAUGAGCGUGAGCCUUGACAGCUUGUGGAGAUUCUCGGAGCUUAGCUUAGACAGCUAUAACCGAUACGAUUCAGAUUGGAGGUUUUCAGAGAAGAUUCUUGGGUCAUCCGUAAGGACAGUAGCGGAAAAUUUCGAAGAUUCGAAGAAUAUUAUCAAUGUUUUGAGAGGCGAAACGCCGCACAUGUUCCACAGCCUGCUGAAGGCUGGGAAUCUGUCGGAGAAGAACUUCUAUUGGUGGCGAGCUCAGAGCGUGGCGUACAUCGUGCGACCCAAUCAUCGAACCCUGUUCGAGCUCAAAUUACGUCGAAAUUUCUACUUCAACAACAAACGGCUCGAACGCGGCACAAUAUCGGUGCACAUCCCCUACGGCGAGAAUAGGGACCCUGAGAAUCAAUCCCCCGACAAGUGGAUUUCAUACUUGCAAUCUGCUGAAGCUCUGGUCAGCCGGUAUCCCAACCUUCAACGCAAGAUUUUUUUGAGCACAGAAGACCCACUUGCAAUCAGCUUCUUUUCGAAGCUCACCAGCUGGACAGUCAUGUGGACAAAGGUAAAGCGCGUCUCCGGCAAGAACAUCAUCACCAGACCUAAUCAAGCCUUGGGUAGCUUCGUCUCGCGAUUUGGUUGGGACGAAGAGUUUCUCAAUAGUUUACUUAACCUGCAGUUAGCUUUGGAAUGCGAUGGUUCCGUUGGACACCUUAGCUCCAACUGGAACCGGCUCAUUGACGAGCUCAAGAGUACCGUCCGCUGCAAACACAAUCGCGCGUAUGCAGACAUUGUGCAAGGGUUCAAUAUAUCCAAUUAUUUCUGGUAAUUAGAAUUACCACCACAAUAGCAGUGCAAUAUGAGUGUACUCAAUUAGGUUUUUGUCUAACCUGUAAGUAUACAUCCGGAUUGUGAAGCUCUAUGCUAGAGAACGCUGGAGCUGUUCCGGUAGCCCAAUUUAUCAAUUACAGUUCAACAGGCAUGUGAUCAAGUGGUCUCAGAAGCGAAUUGAUGCGUCUCUGAUUUACUGUUUUAUCUGAUCUGAUUGUGGACCCUGCUUUUUUUUAAUCUAAUGUGUCAAGUUUCGAGCA
Molecule: messenger RNA, 2719 nt
Organism: Physcomitrium patens
Lineage: Eukaryota; Viridiplantae; Streptophyta; Bryopsida; Funariales; Funariaceae
Biological process (GO): protein N-linked glycosylation
Molecular function (GO): alpha-(1->6)-fucosyltransferase activity
Source: RefSeq, a predicted model, not a curated record